Molecule: messenger RNA, 1071 nt
Organism: Nicrophorus vespilloides
Lineage: Eukaryota; Metazoa; Arthropoda; Insecta; Coleoptera; Silphidae
Product: ubiquilin-3-like
Exons: 2
Coding region: 1-1071 (356 amino acids)
Biological process (GO): ubiquitin-dependent protein catabolic process
Cellular component (GO): cytosol
Molecular function (GO): polyubiquitin modification-dependent protein binding
Source: RefSeq, a predicted model, not a curated record
AUGUCAUCAACGGAACAGCAGGAUUCGAUAAGGAUAAUGGUGAAGACGCAUUCGCGGAACGAGGAAUUUAACGUGCCGCUGAUGUCUACCGUGGCCGAGAUCAAACCGGAAAUAGCGGAGCGAUUCGAAGCGCAGGAGGACCAACUGUGCCUGAUCUACGCCGGUCGUCCUCUCAAGGACAACAACACCCUGAAGGAUCAGAACGUGCGAGACGGCUUCGCAAUUCAUCUGGUCAUCAGGAGACCGACGCAGCCGCCGCCGAUUUCUCCUCAACCGACGACGCCGCCUCCAUCUAGGAACACCUUCGAGGACCUCACCUCGAACUUGCUCAACAAUCCCGAAUACUUGAGGACUUUGAUCGCGAUGGAUCCAAGAUUGCAGACGUACUUGGAGCAGAACCCCGAGAUCGCUCACGCCAUCAACAAUCCCACCAUAAUGAGGGAAUACCUGCAGUUGGCAACCAAUCCUAAUUUGAUGCAGGAAUUCCUGCGCAAUCAAGAUUUAACAUUGAGGAACAUCGAGAAUAUGCCAGGUGGUUUUGCGGCUCUCCAAUCGAUUUAUAAUAACAUAAGUGACUUCGAGACACCGGAGGCGUUGGGGGAAACUCAGACGGCGACGUCGCAGCCGACGACUAACUUAAACUCUAAUCCGCUUCCAAACCCUUGGUCUUCGGAGCAGCAGCAGAAUGCGAGCAGCGGUCAGCCUCAGGCGCAGCCUGAGCUUAUGUCCCAAAUGCUGGCCAAUCCGCAGAUACAGCAGAUUAUGCGAGAGCUGGCCAGCGAUCCCAAUUUCCUGCAGGCCAUCCUGAGCAAUAAUCCGACGUUCACCGAUCCCAACAUGCAGGAAUAUCUCCGCGUCCAUCUGCCUUCACUGCUGCAGUUCGAGAUGCCCGCGAUGGGCGAGGAGGAUAGUCUUGGUGUGCUCACUCCGGAGGCGAGAUACUCUGGUCAGUUGGAGCAGCUCAUCUCCAUGGGUUUUCCCAAUCGGGAGGCUAAUCUUAGCGCUCUGGUGAGGAGCAUGGGUGACCUUAACGGAGCCAUCGACAUCUUGACAAGAGGUCCUCAAUUCUGA